AUGCCAAGCGUGGCUAUCACUGUUCGGACCCUUGCCGUCUAUCGACAAACCCACCGUGUUUGUCCUCGCCUCAGCAUUCACGCAGAAGCAAAAAAACUCUGUCACAUGCAUCAUAUACGUUAUCGGCGGUACCUCGCUGAUCAACUACGUGCUGCCUACGAUGUAUACCUUGAACUACAACGACACGUCUCUCAUCGCCUAGACAAGUGUCUGGGGAGAGAUACUCCAGACUGGCGGAUGCUUAAUUCCUGCACUGCGUGCCAGUACACGCUCGAAGGAGAGCCCCCAUUGCUAUACUCCAUCAUCUGUGCCUGUGACGGCAACAACUCUGCCAAGCUUGUGGACCCUGCAGUUCGCAGUGGAGUUGAGCGCCCAGACCCUCGUUCCGGCACCUCACCUAUUUGGCUCAGCGAGUCUUACGUUGAUCAGUUUGCUGACGAGGUUGGCAAUGCUCGCCGAAACUCUCGCCCUGGCAUACCAUUGGCCCAAGCUAGGGAUCCAGAUGAUCCCUGGAUUGAGGAGCCAGAUUCAUCUGACUCUUCAGAGCCAGUAAGCAUAUGUGUUGAUCGAUGGCGUAACGCAGCUCCGGAAUCCCGCAAGAAAAUGUUCGCUAUCUUCAAGAAUCAUGGCUUCCUUCUUACCAUAUGUGAUAUGGUACGGAGUGGCGAGCUUAUGAAAUAUCCAAUUGCUAGCCUCAAGAAAUUGAUGGACGUGUUCGGCAAGAACAUUCUUUACAGCUAUGACAUUAAAUGCGCCCUGGAAAAGAUACUCCUCCGCAGCUCGCUAGCUGAUCAGAUCAAACAACUGAACCUUCAAGGUGUCGUCCCUGCCUUCCACGGUCACGCACACAAUCGCCUUUGCCAGGUGCAGCACCACUCAAAGUACAAGGUUGGCGCUGGUAAGGAAGACUUCGAGACGUGCGAGCGACUCUGGACUGAGCACUUUCGCUUCGCUGACAUGGACAAAUACGCGAGUUUGUCUAAUUUUCUUUAUCACAAUUACGUGCAAGCAUUGCAGACGAUCUCCGCUACCUCCACUUUCCUCGAUGAGUGCUCAAUCUCACGUGAUGCGCCUUUCGAAAGCGAUUGGAAUGAUGAGAAGGCGUCAUUGCAAACGAUGGCACGCAAGAAAGAGGAAACCGUUGUCGAAAUCGAUUACGUCAAGGCCUUACUUGAAUAUGACAGUGCAUUGUCAAAUUACUCAUCAAAGGAGAUUGGCAACAUUAGGCGACGCCACACGCACGCCGCUGCUAAACGUGACCAAAAGCAGGAGGUCGUUGAAGAUUUUGAGCGCCAGAUGGGGAUUGAACAAAGGUGGGGCCCAGAUCACCCAGAACGCAUCAAGGCGCAGUCACGUAUCAUGCACCGCCUCUUCUUUAAAGCUCUUGAUGACGUUGAGAGGCUGGUAGUCAUGCAAUUGUUGGAGCUCACAAAGUUGCAAAUGAACGGACUCGGUUAUAAACUUCGUACUCAGAUUUCCAAGGCUCUCAAAAGUUGCGCAUCAGCCAUUCGAAACGCCCUUCAACGGUACAACAAAUAUGCUGCCCAAAUGAUCCCUCCACGCCCUCCCCUUGAAUGGGAACAAAUAGUUGAAUUUUCGUUUUUGGCCGAGUUCGACUUACUUCGUGAUGGUGAUGCACAGUUGCACUCCAAACGGUGGGCAAACCCUCUUUAUCAACAAGCGUCCAUGCAAUACUUUGAUGGUAUGCGCGCCAAGGAGGAGAUAGAGAGGUUAAAUGUGGAAAUUGGCUGCCUGCUGACGAAAAUAUGUGAUGACGCUGUUUACUACCCCCAGACUAUUGCAACCCUUGCCGCUGAUGAUCCCCCGCUUGCCUCUGAGCUUGGUCGACAAUGGGACCAGCUCCGCUCCCUCAACUUAUGGCAUUUACAACGGAUUCGCCAAACCCAGGCCCUUCAUGGUUAUUCUGGCCCACUGAAGCCAGCUGAUGUUGAAGAUGCCGAAAGUGAAGAGCCUUACAAUGGAGAACGCAUGCAGCAAGUUGAGGGGUACAUUAGCGGACUUGAGCAUCAUAUUGCAGAUAAUUUGUAG
Molecule: messenger RNA, 2049 nt
Organism: Suillus clintonianus
Lineage: Eukaryota; Fungi; Basidiomycota; Agaricomycetes; Boletales; Suillaceae
Exons: 9
Coding region: 1-2049 (682 amino acids)
Source: RefSeq, a predicted model, not a curated record